Molecule: messenger RNA, 2613 nt
Organism: Synchiropus splendidus (mandarinfish)
Lineage: Eukaryota; Metazoa; Chordata; Actinopteri; Syngnathiformes; Callionymidae
Gene: toporsa
Product: topoisomerase I binding, arginine/serine-rich a
Exons: 2
Coding region: 159-2375 (738 amino acids)
Biological process (GO): protein polyubiquitination; protein monoubiquitination
Molecular function (GO): ubiquitin protein ligase activity
Source: RefSeq, a predicted model, not a curated record
UUGAAUUACAAAACAACAGUACACGAGGCUACUACUAUUUCCACCAAUAUUCGCUAUGUGUUGCUUGGACUAAACAAAAACCGGGUAAUUGGUGUGGUCAUAAAUGACGGGUUAAUCUCUUUAAGCGGUUCCUUGAGCUAAUCUGGUAUGUUAAGAUCAUGUCGGAAAUGAAGAUUGCCUUGCAGAAGAGUUGGAAAAGGGACAGGAAAAAAGCAUCGGCAGGAAUUUCCGAGGACAUUUCACCAGACUCCAAGUGUCCGAUAUGUUUGGAUGUGUUCAACAAUGUGUCUUACCUGGACCUCUGCCUCCACAAGUUCUGCUUCCGUUGCAUCCACGAGUGGUCGAAGAACAAGGCCGAGUGUCCGCUCUGCAAACAGCCCUUCAACUCCAUAUAUCACAGCAUUAAGUCUGAUGAGGAUUUUCAGAAGUAUGAUCUGCGACCGGUGGAAAAUGGCUGUUUUGGGACUUUUGGCGGCGUGCGCUUCAGAUACCGCACCACCCUCACUGGAAUACGGCAGCAGAACCUGUCUCGGACUGAUCCGCUCCCUGACAAUGGAGUCAUGUUCGAAGCUCAAGCGAAUGCCCAGCGCCAGCGGCGGGACCGUUAUCUCCGAAGCAUCAUGUCCAGGUUAGCCGCCGAGAGACGGGCUGCCAGUGAAGGCCGGGCCAUGCAAAGUCUCAGAGAACAGGAGAUGAUUAAUUUCAGGAAAGAACUCUAUCGCAACGGGAUGAAAGUCCGAACUGUUACGGAUGGCGGCCGCUCUCGAGACACCUCGGCCGAGUUUUACCGAAGGAAUCCCGCCUGCCUUCAUCGACUGGUUCCGUGGCUGAAGAGAGAGCUGCUGGUGUUGUUUGGGGCUCAUGGCUCUCUGGUCAACAUCGUCCAGCACAUCAUCAUGUCGUCCAUUACCCGCCACAACAUGGAAGAUGAAGCCAUGCAGGAAGCAUUGCAGCCGUUCCUCCAGGGCCGUACUCAGCACUUUCUGCACGAGUUCAUCAGCUUCGCCAAAUCCCCUUUCAACAUGGAGGCCUACGACCAGCAUGCCGUCUACGACUGCGCGGCGCUGUCCUCCUCUGAGAACAGCAGCGGCAACUCCUCCGUCAUAGCCAUUUCAGACAACGAGGAAAACUCUGAGCUGGAGCAACCAAGGACUCCAGGAACCUCCAUGUCUGCUCUGAGCAACUCUCUGUGGGACGAUGAGACACCUGGCCCGUCAUAUUUCACCACGGCCGAGUCCCACAGGACAGAGCGGCUGAUGGUCCGAUACCCGGACACUGACAGUAGUUCAGAAGAUGAUGAACCUGUUGCUCCUUGUCCACCGCGCAGCAGUCUUCAAAACCAAAGAGAUCUGAGUCCCAGUGAUGCUCCUAAGGAUAGUUUGUCUUCAGACAGUGACGACUGUGUUAUUAUUGGAUUUAUUAAACCAGUAAAAGAGAGAACUCCAGAGCUUGUCAGGCUUUCCUCGGACUCUGAGAGCGAUGACUGUAAGGAGGUGGCUUCUGUCCCUCAGCACAUUCGCUUCACCAGUCUCAGUCCGUCUGCAUCGCACAUCAGUGAGACUUCAGAAGACACGAAUCACGACCCUCUGGUGGAUCCCAAAGAAAGGUUGUUGUCCGCUAACAAGUCCAGAAAGUCAAGUCGAAGAGACCGAGAGGUGAGGAGUGAUGGAUUGAGAGACAGCCAGAGGGCAGCAGAGAGCAGCCAUAGGAGGAAAAGGCAGCACAGGAGUCCGCUCACGGCCGCCAGAAGUGAUAGAACUGGCUCCAGAGAAAGGAACAGUAGAAACGUCCUCAGAUUUGAUCGAAAGGAGUGUUGGUUUGGGAGAAAAUCACCACAGAGCUUCUACAGCCGAGAGAGGGAGGCAGGGAGCAGGCAUUACUCUCGCCACCACAGGCGGAGACACUCCAGGAGCCCCAGUCGAGGACCGCAUCAUAGGGACAGGAGGCGCUCCCGCUCAAGGACGUACUCUAGUAGUCGCUCCCCUUCAAUGAGAAGAGGCUCUCACAGUGACAAGCCAGGAGGGAAGAGGAAGUACAAGACCAGGCACUUGGAGGAACCAGUGGAGCACAGGAAGAGGAGCAAAGAGAAGCACCGCAAGAAGAGCAAGAAAAGCAGCAGCAGGGAAGAGAGUCCGUCCGACCGCAGCAAACGACACCACAAGAAAAAGAAACACAAAAAGAAAAGCAAGAAGCACAAAAGUAAAGACCGGGCAGAGAAACUGUCACCCGCGCUUGUUAGCACAGAAGGUAUCGGUGAAGCGGAGGCCUGCCCUUCCAAUGAACUUGAAGCUUCUUCUAUUGACACUAAAGAGAAGGAAGAGCCAAUGAGCAAUGAGACUCCAGUUGCUCAAGUGGCUCAACGUGACUCAUCCUAAGCUGACUUUGGAUCAAAACCAGAUACGAUGAUCACUGCCCUUUCAGUCAAAAUGUGUUUUUUUUUUGUUCACACCAAGUGCCAUAGUGCCACCACAGACUCACAGAGAAAUGUUGGAAAAGUGUUUUUUUUUUUUUUUUUUUUUUUACAAUCCAUACAGACUUAAAAUUAAAAGGUGGUGCAUUUGAGAUACAUUCUCAGGGAUCACAAUCAUCUGGAGUGUUUUAACAUGUAUGAAA